Molecule: messenger RNA, 942 nt
Organism: Penaeus vannamei (Pacific white shrimp)
Lineage: Eukaryota; Metazoa; Arthropoda; Malacostraca; Decapoda; Penaeidae
Source: RefSeq, a predicted model, not a curated record
AUGGCGCACGCAGAUAUCAACUCUGAAUCACACUAUUGUUGGAAUUUUCCAGACAUGCCAGUGAAGAACACUACGGAGGCUGGUGGUGCUGUGUGGGACACCGGCCUGGCCUCGGAGAGGCAGCGGCCGGGAGGAGCCAUCAACUCGUCAGGAGCGACCAGCCCGGGUCACGGGCCGGCUCGUCAAGAGAGCGUGGCUUGGGGUGAAGCGAGGGCAGGCAACGAGCGUGGGCACACACGUGGUCUAGAUAUGGACAAACGUGGGGACCACAUGGUACACUAUGCAGUCGCGGCGGUUGUUUUGGCUUGCCUGGUGGCGGCGGUUCGGGCGGUUCCCCAGGAGGGCUACAACUACCAGGCGCCCUCUGGCCAGGGCUCUCCGCUCCCGGGAUCCGGUUCAGGGCAGUUCCCCUCAGGGUCGGGGCAAUUUCCUUCCGGUUCAGGGCAGUUCCCCUCAGGGUCGGGGCAAUUCCCAUCCGGGUCAGGGCAAGACCAGUACCCUUCCGCACCUGCUCAGUACAACUUCAAGUGGGACGUGAAUGACUCUCCUUCAGGAAAUUUCUACGGCCAUCAGGAGCAGAGAGAGGGCGCCAACACGCAGGGCAGAUACUACGUGCAGCUUCCUGAUGGCCGGCGCCUUGUUGUCGAGUACUACGCCGACAGCACGGGCUACCACCCCACCAUCAGCUACGAGGGCGAGGCGCAGUUUCCUUCUGGUCCUUCUCAAGGGGCGGGUCAAGGCUACCAAGGAGGUUCAGGACCCAACCAGGGCUUCCCACAGGGCGGACCAGGGCCUAACCAGGGCUACCCACAAGGCGGUUCAGGACCUAACCAAGGCUUCCCACAGGGCGGUUCAGGACCUAACCAAGGCUUCCCACAGGGCGGUUCAGGGCCGGACCCUAACCUGGGGCCAAACCAGUCUUACCUUCCCCCAUCCAAAUGA